Messenger RNA from Oppia nitens, 1614 nucleotides. RefSeq names its product cytochrome P450 3A21-like. Lineage: Eukaryota; Metazoa; Arthropoda; Arachnida; Sarcoptiformes; Oppiidae. The coding region runs from base 307 to 1614 and encodes 435 amino acids. The record is from RefSeq and is a predicted model, not a curated record. The transcript is spliced from 3 exons. Gene Ontology annotation, molecular function: oxidoreductase activity, acting on paired donors, with incorporation or reduction of molecular oxygen; iron ion binding; monooxygenase activity.
CUAAUAAUUAUUGGCGCUAUCAUUAUCUAUUUAAAUAUUCAAUAUAUUGUUAAAUAUAACUAUUGGAAAUCACGUGGCAUAUCGGGUCCAUUACCUCUACCAAUUUAUGGCCACUAUUUGCAAACUAUUCUGGGUCAUCAUUAUAAACAAAUUGUUUCAUGGACAAACAAGUUUGGCAAGAUUAUCGGGACAUACCGUUUUACACGACCGGAGCUUAUUGUUGCCGAUCCUCAAGUUAUCCAUCAAAUACUAAACACCGAUUCGGCAAAGUUUUCCCGUCAACGGGAAUGGUAUCUAUUGAAACAUAUGACUGACUAUCAAAAAUAUUUAACCGUUCAUAACAAACAAAUGUUUAUAGUAUUGACGAAAUUGUUUUUACCGGAAAACAUGAAAAACAUUGAAUCGAUAACCGAUCGGGUAUUCAAUAAGUUUAUAGUUACCGACGAUUUGGGUAACGAAAACCAAUUUAGCAAACUAUACGGCAUGUCGUUUGACAGACUAGACAUCAGGCCAGUCGUCCAGAAAAUGAUAAUGAAUUUAUUGAUUGAAUGCUCGUUUGGCCAGAGUUUUGCCGAACUAAAUCUAUCGGCCGACAGGUUUAUGCAAAGUGCGCCACAGUUUGAUAAAAAUCGUUGGCUACUGUUGGCCACAAUGCUAGUACCGUCGCUGACCGAUCUGGUAAUGGGUUUCUAUGGUAAACUGUUUGGCCAAAGACAACGAUAUUUUAUCGAUAGUAUACAUAAACUGAUUAGACAUAGAUGGCUGACUAUGGCCAGUAGUAGUAGUAGUAGUACUACCGAUGAUGAUGGUGAUGAUGUCGGCAACAAUAUCAACAACAACAACAACAACAACGAUACUGCCGAUGAAAAACCUAAUAACGAUUUUUUGCAACAAUUUCUAGACUAUCGGAGCCGAUCGGGUGACAUACUGGACGACAAUGAAAUUGUUAGCCUAUAUUAUGUAUGCUAUCUAUCCAGCUAUGAGUCGAUGACAAUGAUGCUAUCGAUGCUUAUAUACCAGUUGGCCCUAAAUCCAACCGUACAGCAGCGUCUGUACGAUGAACUACAGCAGCUACCAGUGCUGACAAACACCGGUACUGAGAGUGGCACUGGUAGUACAGCCGAGGCCGCAGCCGCCGCUACCGCUAAACUACAUGAGCUACCCUAUCUGAAUGCUGUACUAUUGGAAACUAUACGCCUGUAUCCAUCGUUUGUGGCCAACCGACGGGCCAUCAACGAUGUCUAUCUGACCGAAGUUGGCCUAACAGUACCGAAAGGUACUGAUGUUGAACUAUCAUUCAUAUCGAUGUUUUUGAAUCCACAAUAUUUUACCGAUCCGUACCAAUUCAAUCCCGAUCGGUUUAUGCCGACCGCCACCGAUACUAUACCGGCCAAUGUAUUCGUACCGUUCGGUAUCGGUAGGGCUACCUGUAUUGGCAAACGGUUUGCCAAAGUUAUACUCAAACAAGGUUUGGCCAAACUGGUCAAUCGGUUCAGAUUUUCGCCGACUACGGCCACAGAAAUCCCGCUCACGUUCAACAGGUGUCCCGAUAUGUUGUUACCCAAGUCUAUUGAAUUGAAGUUUGAAAUGAGAGAUAAACUAAUCGUAAACUAA